Molecule: messenger RNA, 102 nt
Organism: Capsicum annuum
Lineage: Eukaryota; Viridiplantae; Streptophyta; Magnoliopsida; Solanales; Solanaceae
Source: RefSeq, a predicted model, not a curated record
UUUGACAGAGAAGUUACAUGAUAUAUCUAGCAACAGAUUGGGAAAAUACAAGCGCUCUACAUCUUUUAAUUCAAGAAGAGUUGUUCUCCUUUUCUCAUUCCU